AUAAGGAUAUGGAUGGCUAUCGGUUUUCCUGGAGGAAGAAUGGUGACACCAUCCUUCAUUGUGCCAUUGCUGGGGACUACUUCGAUUUGGCAUUUCAAAUAAUUCGCUUGUAUCCGAAACUGGCACGCUCUGUAAAUCAGAAAGGACUCACACCUCUCCAUCUACUAGCGAGCAAUCCUUCAGCUUUUAGAAGCGGUAGCCACCUUGGAGGAUACUACAAAAUCAUUUAUCACUGCAUAUUGGUUGAUCCGCUCGAGGUGGAAGUACCAAUCAAGCAGCCAGAGAGAACCGAUAGUCCCCGGGAUAAAAAGAAUCUGAAUCCAGAGACGUACAGAGCUUGCAACGACUUGUUGCAAUUGUUUCGGAGAAUGGUACGAGGUGUGACAGGGAAAAACCGGAAUGGAGAGGAAACAGAGAAAAAGACUGAAAGAAAAGGUGGAGAGAAAACAGAUGCAGAGAACCCUGGACCAAACGCAGGACGUCCAGGGGUUGAACAAAACUUCUGGCUGGAACCAUCUGAUCAGCAGCUAAUGCGAAUGGAUAGUGGCGGGAACAAAAAGACUCCGGCUUAUCCAGAGAACUACAGAACCUGCAACGACUUCUCCAAAUUGUUGAGGAGAAUGGUUCUAGUUGGUAUGUGAAUGGUCAGAUUUUGAUAAUUAUCAGUAACACAUUUUGUAUCGGCCUUGUUU
Messenger RNA from Juglans microcarpa x Juglans regia, 692 nucleotides. RefSeq lists its product as uncharacterized. The record is from RefSeq and is a predicted model, not a curated record. The coding region runs from base 9 to 641 and encodes 210 amino acids. The transcript has 5 exons. Lineage: Eukaryota; Viridiplantae; Streptophyta; Magnoliopsida; Fagales; Juglandaceae.